AUGGUGGGGGUCAUGUUCUUUGACAUUUCCAGUGCUUUCUCUGAUGACACCGCUAUUGUUGGAUAUGUGACCCUGAGCGUCCUCCCUCUUAUUAAGAAGGCCAGAGGCAGGGUGGUGAACGUCGCUAGCGUGUUUGGGCGAAUCAGCCCGUUCGGCGGACCGUACUGUGUGUCCAAAUACGGGGUAGAGGCUUUCAAUGACAGCCUGCGUAUAGACAUGGCACCAUUUGGAAUUAAGGUUGCCUGCAUUGAACCAGGCUUCUUUGCAACAAAUAUGACUGAUGCAGCGAGUAUGAUGAAUAACCUGAGGAAGCUCUGGGACCGAUUGCCUCAGGAUGUAAAGGACGACUAUGGACACAGCUUCCUGGAGGACAUUACCGUGUUUCCUGGUCCAUGGAUGCGGGGGGUCUUCAGCCAAAAGAUUGAUCUGAGGAAGCAGCAGGUUUAAAUACUUCCCACUAGGCCUGGACUGCACCAAGUGCCUAAUAUAAGGAAGGGG
Molecule: messenger RNA, 498 nt
Organism: Monopterus albus (swamp eel)
Lineage: Eukaryota; Metazoa; Chordata; Actinopteri; Synbranchiformes; Synbranchidae
Product: retinol dehydrogenase 7-like
Exons: 4
Coding region: 1-447 (148 amino acids)
Biological process (GO): steroid metabolic process
Cellular component (GO): intracellular membrane-bounded organelle
Molecular function (GO): oxidoreductase activity
Source: RefSeq, a predicted model, not a curated record